AUGGCAACACGGACGGGUCGCUUCGCCCGCGCGAAUCAAUGGCUACAAUUCGCUCGACAAUGGCAUCUCAUCGACGCGAAUCAUCAAGAUGUGUAUGUGCUCGGGGAAAAGGUAGCUCGACAUCUAGCCGGCAAACAAAAACCUUUGUGGCACCCGGAGGCCGAUUGUGGAGAUCACGUGGUUGUCGUCAAUUGCAAGGAUGUGGCAAUGGAGGGCUUCGAUUGGAAACACAGGAUAUUCCACUUCGACAAUCAAUACCCACAGGGACGAGCCGAUAUUCCCGCUUAUCAAAUACACGAAUACGAUCCAUGCAGGGUAAUCUUCAUGGCCAUUUACAACAAGUUGGGCAACAAUUUGAUACGGCGGAAGCACAUUCAACGACUUCACCUCUUCCCUGACGCAAAAAUGCCCGAGUAUAUACAGAAAAAUAUUGGCAAUUUGUUGGAACAAGUGCAAGUUGUGCCACGAAAGUCGACUGAUUACACGGCUGAAGAAAGAGCGGCUUUUCCGAGAUUGGUUCAUUUCCCCGAGGAUCAUUUCGAGGAAUGGGAAGCGCCGAUCAAACCACCCGGCCGACACGAGAAGCCAGCAUUCGGGAAGGCGAAGGACAAGAAA
This is a messenger RNA of Mesorhabditis belari, 615 nucleotides long. The record is from the annotation of a GenBank genome assembly. Lineage: Eukaryota; Metazoa; Nematoda; Chromadorea; Rhabditida; Rhabditidae.